GCCAACACCAACUUGGCACUUGCUUGGCGCGACAGCUUGUAAUCGUAAGUUGCAAUUGUUCAGUUUUGCGCUUUCGAACACGACUGGCCCACGAGCUACCUUCAUCCGCUGUGUAAUUGUUAACUGUAGACUGCACCUUGAAAACAGUGAUUCGAUGACUGAAGCUGAAACGAGUAACACAUUCUAUGUCCCGACAACAAAUCUCCCGAGCAUCACACCUCCCGAUUCCUACGAUCAUUUUCAGUCCGAACGUGUCCCUCUUAUCAUAGACAAUGGCUCCUCAAACCUGCGUUUUGGAUUCAGUACCUCCGCCUCCCCCCACUCCUCUCCUAAUGUCAUCGCCAAGUACAAGGAACGCAAGUUCAAUCAGUCGCUGUUACUUUUUGGCGACGCAAUCGAUGCAGAGAGUGGUGCAAAGAGCCAGGCAAAGACACCUUGGGAAGGGGAUGUGUUGUUGAAUUUUGAUGCAAUGGAAAACGCAUUGGACUACGCGUUUGUGAGGCUGGGAAUCGAUGCAGAGGGCAUAGACCACCCCGUACUCAUGACAGAGAGACUCUGCUCACCACUGCAUUCAAGAGCAUUGACCUCUGAGCUCAUGUUUGAGCAAUAUUCAGUUCCUUCACUCACUUACUGUAUCGAUUCCGUGAUGUCAUUUUAUCAAAAUAGCAAACCCACAUCCGCCAGCCCGUUCGCUGCUGACGGCCUUGUGAUCUCAUUCAACACGGCCUCCACAUCUGUUAUCCCCAUUCUCAACGGGAAGGGCGUGCUCAGUCACGCCAAACGAAUACCAUGGGGCACACAGCAAUCCACGGAGUAUCUCCUGAAGCUCAUCCAACUCAAAUACUCCAGCUUCCCGACUCGUGUGACUUCUGCACAAGCAAGUUGGAUGCUGCAUAAUUUCUGCUCCUUCGCCACCGACUACCCUGCUGUCCUCCGUUCCCUCAAAAUGCCUGCAAACAUGCGCGCUGCAGAGCGCAUCAUUCAGUUCCCUUUUGCAAUACCUGUUGUUGAAGAAAAGACCGAAGAGGAACUGACGAGGAUAUCGGAAAAACGAAAAGAACAGGGAAAGAAGCUUCAGGAGAUGGCUGCGAAGAGCCGGAUGGAGAAGUUGGCGAAGAAGGAGAAUGAUUUACAGUACCUUACAAAUUUGAAGGAAGGCAAGAGCGAGAAUAAGCGCGAGUGGACGAACACACUUCAAACCGAGGGCUUUGAUGAUGAUGCUGCCCUCGAUGAAACCAUCAAGAAGCUCGAGCUUGACGUGAAGCGCGCUCGCAAGAAGGAUCCUGAUGGGCAAGACGAUGUCAUUGAAGAACCUUCAUUUCCUCUCAUUGAUGUUCCUGAUGCCGACCUCGACGAAGAAGGGAUAAAAGAAAAGAAGAAGCAGAAACUUAUGAAGGCUGGUUUUGACGCAAGAGCGCGUGCGAGACGAGAGAAGGAGAAAGAACGAGAGGAGAAAGAAGCUGAGGAGAAACGAGAGGAGGAUGAACGGGAGAAUAACUUUGAUGAGUGGGCAACUAGACUGCGCCGUGAACAAGAGACCAUCAUGAACAAGAUGAAGGAGCGAGGACGUCGGAAAGCUGCCUUGUCAGAUCGGAAGAGCGCAGCUGCACAAGCUAGAAUGAAGAAUAUCGCUUCUCUAGCUGCCGACGAACGCGUUUCCAAGAAGAAACGGAAAGCGGGUGCAGAGGACAUGUUUGGAGCGGAUGACGAGGACUGGCAGAUUUAUCGUAAACUGAACACUGCGGCUGUAUCCUCAGAUGAGGAGGAAGAAUUCAACCAACUCCGGAUGAUCGAGAGCAAGCUCCUCAUGCAUGACCCGACAUUCACGACGCAGCACACGCACGCGUCGAUAACAUCCCAGCGGUCUGCGCUUAUAUCUGCGCUGAGACCACAGUAUGAGGAGGGCGACAUUGAAGGAAACGCGCGAAUACAUCUGAACACAGAACGAUGGCGCGUGUGCGAAACAUACUUCUCGCCGGGAAUGGCGGGUGUUGAUUCUGCUGGCCUCGGUGAAGUUCUUCAAAGUAUCCUGUCAAGAUUCUCAGAAUCCGAGAAAGCCAGGCUUGUGAGGAACGUAUUCGUUACAGGAGGUCCAUCGCAGUUCCCUGGGCUCCCAGAAAGACUUUAUGGAACGCUUCGUCCGAUUCUGCCACCCGAUAUGCACUUGGGGGAUAUUGUACGGGCGGCGGACCCAUCGCUCGAUGCUUGGAAGGGUAUGGCAUCUUUUGCGAACACGGAUGAGUUCCAUCACGUGGGUGUAACAGCGGAGGAGUAUCAGGAAUGGGGCGGGGAGAGGAUUAAGAGGUGGUGGGGAGGGAACUGGAAUUCAACGGUUUGAUAGAGCUGCAAAGAGGCAGGUGUUUGCUGGUGUUUGUAUAGCUU
Suillus paluster is the source of this 2382-nucleotide messenger RNA. RefSeq lists its product as uncharacterized. Bases 155 to 2338 code for a protein of 727 amino acids. The record is from RefSeq and is a predicted model, not a curated record. Gene Ontology annotation, biological process: regulation of DNA-templated transcription. The transcript is spliced from 14 exons. Gene Ontology annotation, cellular component: cytoplasm; Ino80 complex. NCBI's taxonomy places the organism in Eukaryota, Fungi, Basidiomycota, Agaricomycetes, Boletales, Suillaceae.